GUGGCAAGGCGGAGCCUCCCCAGACGUGUAUAUAAGGCUGCAGCGCCAGACCAAGAGCACCAGUUCCUGCUUAACUCCUCAGCAUGAACACAAAGGUUAUUGUCUCCGCCGUCCUGGCGGUCCUCUUCGCUGUGGUCGUCGCCGACCCAGAGCCCCAGCCCGAGGCUGAGCCCGGACGCUUCCGCGGCUUUGGUGGCGGUGGCUUUGGCGGCUUUGGCGGACAUGGCGGUGGUUACUACCGCGGAAAGAGGAGCGCCGAUGCCGACCCAGAGCCUCAGCCCGAGGCUGAGCCCGGACGCUUCCGCGGCUUUGGUGGCGGUGGCUUUGGCGGCUUCGGCGGACAUGGCGGUGGUUACUACCGCGGAAAGAGGAGCGCCGAUGCCGACCCAGAGCCUCAGCCCGAGGCUGAGCCCGGACGCUUCCGCGGCUUUGGUGGCGGUGGCUUUGGCAGCUUUGGUGGCUUUGGCGGACAUGGGGGUGGUUACUACCGCGGAAAGAGGAGCGCCGAUGCCGACCCUGAGCCCGGUCACUUCGGAAGCUUUGGUGGACGUGGCUUCUUUGGUGGCGGAUUCGGUGGUGGCCACGGCGGCUACGGCGGACACUAUUAUGGAUAAACGGGCCAGAGGCUGAUUCCUAGCCUGGCUUUGCCCGCGGCUGUGGCAGCGCCAGUGCAUUCGACGGGAUACAGACACCUUCACCGCGGGUGACAAUGGGCAACGCUUCACCCGACGGAAGAUAACGACAACAACUAAGGGAUACUCCUGUCAAACACAAAGAAACAAAUAAACAAUAUAUUUCUAA
This is a messenger RNA of Eriocheir sinensis (Chinese mitten crab), 801 nucleotides long. RefSeq lists its product as uncharacterized. The coding region runs from base 84 to 614 and encodes 176 amino acids. NCBI's taxonomy places the organism in Eukaryota, Metazoa, Arthropoda, Malacostraca, Decapoda, Varunidae. The transcript has 2 exons. The record is from RefSeq and is a predicted model, not a curated record.